CUUGCGGGGUCACGGAUGACGAGGGAUAAACUUUAGUUUUCUUCCAUGUGACGUCAGAGGAUGCGUUUGAUUUCACCACAGACGCUGGUGGAGUUUUGAGCUGCGGUUCAUUAACCUUAAAGUCGGUUUAAGAUGAGGGUGAACGCACGGGAGGGGUCGUUUCUCUGGGGUCUCCUGCUGCUUUGCAUCUGGAGCCUGUGCAGCCAACAAGUGUCCACUGGCAACCAAAGCUCCGGAGGACAGACAGGGUCGUCGCAGGAGAGGACGGGGACUUGUGAAGUGGUCGCCGCUCAUCGCUGCUGCAAUAAGAACAAGAUUGAGGAACGCUCUCAAACAGUCAAGUGCUCCUGCUUCCCAGGACAGGUGGCGGGGACAACGAGGUCUCUGCCCUCUUGUGUUGAUGCUUCCAUUGUGCAUCAGAAAUGGUGGUGUAAAAUGGAGCCCUGUCUGGAGGAGGAGCAGUGCCGGGUGCUCCCUGACCUCACCGGCUGGUCCUGCAUCUCCGGGAACAAAAUAAAGACCACAAAGGUGGCCAGCUAGCCAGACAGAAGUUCAGAUUCUCCCCUGAAGUGCUGCAGUCAUCGUAACCCGACACUGGACCGUGAACGCCUCGUCAAAUUCCUG
Messenger RNA from Cynoglossus semilaevis (tongue sole), 624 nucleotides. Its product is annotated as protein FAM19A4-like. NCBI's taxonomy places the organism in Eukaryota, Metazoa, Chordata, Actinopteri, Pleuronectiformes, Cynoglossidae. The transcript is spliced from 5 exons. The record is from RefSeq and is a predicted model, not a curated record. Gene Ontology annotation, molecular function: receptor ligand activity. The coding region runs from base 133 to 540 and encodes 135 amino acids.